AUGCCCAUCUAUUCAGAAAAACACACAGAGCCAAACUUUAAUCUCAGAUCAGUCCAGCGCACGGCUGAAUUUCUAUCAAAGUGGGGAGUUACAGAUUCAUACUCCUCUCAAGGGUGCACCAGACUAGUAUCUACCGAAGUCUUUUCAUAUCUAUCUAUCUAUCUAUCUAUCUAUCUAUCUAUCUGUGUUAGUUCGUUCAUAUCUAUCUUUUUUUCUAUCUAUCUAUCUAUCUAUCUAUCUAUCUAUCUAUCUAUCUAUCUAUCUCAUUCUAUUCAUAUCUACCUCAUUCUGUUCCUAUCUAUCUAUCUAUCUAUCUAUCUAUCUAUCUAUCUAUCUGCGUUCGUUCAUAUCUAUGUAAAUCUGUUCAUUAUUACGAUAUCUAUCUAUCUAUCUAUCUAUCUAUCUAUCUAUCUAUCUGUGUUAGUUCGUUCAUAUCUAUGUAAAUCUUUCAUUAUUAUGAUAUCUAUCUAUCUAUCUAUCUAUCUAUCUAUCUAUCUAUCUAUCUAUCCGAUUUUUUCCUACCAAUAUAAGCUAAACAGGAACGGACUGUGCUUAACAAGCAGCCUAUCUAUCUAUCUAUCUAUCUAUCUAUCUAUCUAUCUAUCUAUUUCAGCCUAUUUUAUCUAUCUAUCUAUCUCUCUCUCUCUCUCUCUCUCUCUAUAUAUAUAUAUAUAUAUAUAUAUAUAUAUAUAUAUAUCAGCCUAUUUAUAUCUAUCUCACCCUAUUUAUAUCUAUCUAUUGUCUUGA
This is a messenger RNA of Acanthosepion pharaonis, 747 nucleotides long. Lineage: Eukaryota; Metazoa; Mollusca; Cephalopoda; Sepiida; Sepiidae. The record is from the annotation of a GenBank genome assembly.